Messenger RNA from Girardinichthys multiradiatus, 3599 nucleotides. RefSeq names its product protein phosphatase 1D-like. Gene Ontology annotation, biological process: protein dephosphorylation. Lineage: Eukaryota; Metazoa; Chordata; Actinopteri; Cyprinodontiformes; Goodeidae. The record is from RefSeq and is a predicted model, not a curated record. The coding region runs from base 141 to 1805 and encodes 554 amino acids. Gene Ontology annotation, molecular function: cation binding; mitogen-activated protein kinase binding; protein serine/threonine phosphatase activity. The transcript has 6 exons. Gene Ontology annotation, cellular component: cytosol; nucleus.
ACGUCAAGACGGUUUGAGCAUGCUUACUACGCCCGAACAUAAACAAAGGCAGGACGUUUCUCCGCAUUCAAAUCUGACCAAGCUCCAAUUUUAUAUGCCAACAAAUCCGAAAUAUUGGGGUGCUUCUUAGAACUGGAACCAUGGAAGACGCGUUGCUGAUGCGAGUUAGUGUCUUUACCGACCAAGGAGGCAGGAAAUACAUGGAAGAUGUGACCGAGGUCAUAGUGGAGCCCGAGCCGGGAGAAGAUGAGCCGACGCCGGACGACCAAGAGGCGAGUCAUGGAGGAGCUCUUCCCGUCAGCUCUCUGGCUGUGGAUUCAUAUCCGGACCUUAAAGAUGAAACCACUGAGAUUGUGCAGUUUACAGAACCACCGAGUAAACGAGUUCGAACUGAAGACCUAAUUAUUUUGGAGGAAACGUUUUCACCGGGAAGUGUGUGCCCAACCGAAGAUCAGCCGAGUACCUCCAGUCGCUCCCGCCGUUCCGUGGGGUUCUUUGCGGUCUUUGAUGGCCACGGUGGUAGCGAGGCUGCACAGUUUGCACGAGACUGUUUAUGGGAAUACAUAAAGAAGCAACGCGGGUUCUGGUCCGACUGUGACCGGGAGGUCUGCGCGGCUAUUCGCAAAGGAUUUGUAGCCUGUCACCAGGCUAUGUGGAAGAAGCUGCCUGAGUGGCCAAAAACCCUCACAGGCCUUCCUAGUACAUCGGGCACCACUGCCAGUGUCGUUGUCCUCAGAGGAAACCGUAUGUAUGUGGCCCACGUAGGAGAUUCAGCCAUAGUUCUGGGUGUCCAGGAUGAUCCAUCAGUCCCAUUCAUCAGAGCUGUCGAAGUCACACAAGACCAUAAACCUGAAUUACCCAAAGAGAGGGAGCGUAUUGAAAGUCUUGGAGGGAGUGUGAUCAAGAAGUCAGGAGUGAAUCGGGUGGUCUGGAAGAGGCCCAGACUGAGUCACAAUGGCCCAGUUCGUCGGAGCACCGUUAUUGACCAGAUACCUUUCUUGGCUGUCGCUCGAGCUUUAGGUGAUCUGUGGAGUUAUGAUUUCUACAGCGGAGAGUUUGUGGUUUCUCCUGAGCCAGACACCAGCGUUGUGAUUCUUGAUGCUCGAAAACAUCGCUACAUCAUCCUGGGUAGUGAUGGUCUGUGGAAUAUGGUGCCACCUCAGGAAGCCAUCUCCAUGUGUCAGAACAAUGACGAGGAAACGGAACCAUGUGGGGUGUCAAGUGCCAGGCAGCUUGUAAACCAUGCACUGCUGCGAUGGCGCCAGCGGAUGUUGCGUGCUGACAACACUAGCGCCAUUGUGAUUGCACUUCUGGAACCUGGAGGCUCCCAAGAAACAUUUCACAAUGAAGAGGUGCUAAUUGACCUGGCCAAAGUGUCCCAGUGUUCUACAUCUUUAUCUCGUGCAGACACUCCCCUCCUUCAGCAGCCUCUGGAUGAAGACUCUACCUCCGCCAUGUCUGAGCUCCUGCCUGCUCUGGAGCGACGGGAUGGGCUAUCGGGAAGCAAAAGUCUCUACCACAUGACUGUGUCGGACCCCUUUGCUCUGAGUCCUCUGUGUUCAAACAGCAGCAUGGACCUGCCCGGUCAGUCCAGUCUAACUGACAGGACAGUCACCGGGAGGACAUCCAACAAAAGAACUCUGAAAGGAUCCCUUUCAUCGGGCCCUUUGGCAAAGAAAGCCAAACGCAGAACUUCUGACAGGCCACCGCUGGUCCAGCACAACACUGAGAAGAAACAGAAGGAGUCAAAUAAUGUCUCUCCCAUUCUUCAGCAGCAUAGCAAGACCACGGUGUGUGUUUGUUGAAAACACACACCAGCUGCUAUUUCCUACUGUCACCUUUAUCUCCCAUGGCUUCCUGUUUGUGAUUAUUGCAUCUUGGAACCACAUUGUCACAAAGCAACCUUUGGUAAAGGUUGUUUUAAGACUUCUUUGUUUGCAAUCUUUUCCUAAAAUGCUGGUGAAGCAGCAUCUAGGAUGGCGUGACAGUUUGGAUCAGAACCUUGGAUUGCAACCAAACCAUAAACUUAGCCUUCCUAUGCUCUUCCAAGCCAGGAGAAGCUACGGUGGCUCCUGAUGACAUGAGCAAUCCUGUCUAUCUUCAGUGUCUGGGUUACUGCAGAAAACAGUUGGUGCCACAUGUUUGUGCUCCAGACAGAUCGUCACUAUAAAUUACAUUGAGGAGACUUUAAUUUACAGUGAAAUACAUCCAAUGAAAACAUACUAAUGAAAACUGUAUUUCUGCCCACUUCUAAAUCCUGCAUAUUCCAACUUAAACUGUGGCUUACUCUACCACAUGUGUGGUAAUGCUUCUAAGAAUUCGAUAUGAAUAAUGUUGCUGGUGUAAAUAUGAAUUUUAUAGCUGAGUAUUUUAAGUAUGUUUAUGCAAAAUGAAUCUAUUUUUAUACAUUCUUUUAUUGUAUGGUAGAACAGGACGUGCACCACCACAGCUUCCAUGUUAAACUUCCUGUCAGACCCUGUGUUUUAACAUGUGUAUGUAUUUUAUUUAAUCACUGAAAAGUUGUCUUGAAUAUAAACAGAAGGUGCUACUACAGUCACAAACCAGUAAGCUAGUUCUCUGUAUAUUUAUAUGAAUUUUUGACGGUGUGUGGCAAUAUUUCAUUUACUUACACACAGGAAUUCCUCUAACAUUAAUGGGGAGGGGGUUCUUCCCCAAUUGCAUCAUUGGGGAAACCAAUUUCCUCAUUUAUUUGAAUUUGUUGUAUUUAGUACUAAAGUCUGCAGUAAUUUGGUGUUCUUAUUCCACCCAUUUGUUCCUCUUAGUCUCUAAGACUGUCGCUCUGCAUAUGCAGAUGUUGGCAUUUCUGUCUUUUCAACAGAUUUUUACAGCUUUUAGGAAUUAAGUUUUGCUGUCUGACUUCCAUGUUGUAGCUGCGCUACAAGGAUGAAUGAUGUCAUCUUCCAAGACACGAGGUUCUGAAGAAAGUUAGACGUGUCUGUUUAACAGUCCACCCUGGAAGCCUAGGUCAGGAACUGCUUGGUUUUACAGUGAGGCAGACACCAGAUAGUGUAUGCACUCUUCAUGGGUUUUUUUGCAGUGUUGAAAUGACAAAGAGGAAAAUGAAUUUCUUUGAGAAAAGAAACAGGAUCUAGAAGAUGCAACCUGAGUUUAAAGCAAAGGACUCAUCAGGACAUCGUUUGUGAAGAGCUGUGUGAAGUUCUAUGGAAGCCUUUUGCCUUGACCAUUUGUGUAGAAUUCUUUUAAAACUAAUCAACCUCAAUGUAAUAAUGACCCUGAUGCAUCUCCCAACCUUUGUUUGAUGUUACAUGAUUGUCCCCAUUGAGCUAACUAGAAUCUGUUGCCUUCAGAACAAAAAGGCACAUGUUCUCAGAUCUGUCACUUUCCCCAGUCAUUCUGCAGACCUGUACAUUCUGUGACCUUGCUUUGGGUUUUUGGGUCAAAUUUUAAUCAUUUUAUUCUUAAACAAUGCUUAUAAAACAUUGUCAGUUGCCUCACAACCUUUGUUUUAAAAGCUGUACUAACAGCUGUUGUGCAUGUGUACAGUAUAAAUGUGGAGAAAAAAGUUUAUUUCAAAAUGAACUUAUUAAAAUAAUGUAAUAAAUUGUCUUAAAAAACCA